Messenger RNA from Funneliformis mosseae, 294 nucleotides. Lineage: Eukaryota; Fungi; Glomeromycota; Glomeromycetes; Glomerales; Glomeraceae. The record is from the annotation of a GenBank genome assembly.
AUGGCUCAAGUUGCAGUACCACCGAUCAUAAAUUCCCAAGUACCAACAGACGAAGGUGGUUAUAUUGAAGAAAGUUAUUUAAGUACUUUAACUAGACGCUUUGUAUUCGAGCAGCAACAAGGUCAAGAAGAAGUUGAGGAUGCUUUAUCUGAUAUAUCUGAUUUUGAUGAGGAAUGGGAAGAACUUGUUCAGCAAAUGCAACAGGUUUUAGUUGCUUUCUUACUUCCUUGGUUAGGACGUUGGUUAGGCAGAAAAUUCUCUUUUUGGGCAUGGACAAGAGAUUGCCAUAAUUGA